AUGGCAGAGGAAGAGGACACGAAAGAAGAUGAGUUCUUGGCGAAGAUAGCUGAUGCUGAAACCCCAUUAUAUCCAAGCUGUGCAAACCAUAGCAAGCUAUCUGCAAUCGUCUCACUAUUUAGACUGAAGACUACGAAUGGGUGGUCAGACAAGAGCUUCAACGAUCUACUGGAGACAUUACCCGAGAUGUUACCAGUGGAUAACAUUCUUCAUUCAUCAUUGUACGAAGUGAAGAAAUUCCUGAAGUCUUUUGAUAUGGGUUAUGAGAAGAUUCACGCGUGUGUCAAUGACUGUUGUCUAUUCAGAAAGAAGUUGAAGAAGCUCGACAAUUGUCCUAAAUGCAAGGCUUCAAGGUGGAAGAUUAAUCUGCAUACUGAUGAGGUCAAGAAAGGUGUCCCACAUAAGGUAUUAAGAUACUUUCCAAUAAUCCCAAGGCUGAAGAGGAUGUUCAGGUCUCAAGAAAUGGCAACAAACUUAAGGUGGCAUGCUAGUAACAAGAGCAGCGACGGGAAACUCAGACACCCCGUAGAUUCUGUGACAUGGAAACAAAUGGACGCCAAAUAUCCCACAUUUGCUGCUGAAGAAAGAAACAUACGGCUGGGGCUCUCCACGGAUGGGUUUAAUCCUUUCAGCAUGCAGAACAGCAAGUACAGUUGUUGGCCAGUGCUGCUAGUGAACUACAAUUUGCCUCCUAAUCUAUGUAUGAAGAAGGAGAAUAUCAUGCUAACCUUGCUCAUUCCUGGUCCACAACAGCCGGGUAACAGUAUUGACGUCUACUUAGAGUCAUUAAUAGAGGAUUUGAACCAGUUGUGGAGCAAAGGAGAGUCUGCAUAUGAUGUGUUGAGUAAUUCCGUGUUUACUCUCAAAGCAAUGCUGCUAUGGACUAUUAGCGAUUUCCCUGCCUACGGAAAUCUUGCUGGAUGCAAAGUGAAGGGUAAAAUGGGUUGUCCUGUAUGCGGAAAACACACUGAUAGUGUGUGGAUGAAGUUCUGCAGGAAGCAUGUUUAUAUGUCCCAUAGAAAGGGUCUCCCACCACCGCAUAGGUAUCGUUCAAAGAAGUCUUGGUUUAAUGGACACACAGAACAUGGGAAUAAGUGUAGAAUACUAUCUGGUCAAGACAUUUCCAGUAACCUGAAGAACUUUGUCAACAAUUUUGGGAAUGUUAAAGAAUCUGGAGCGAAGAGAAAGAGGACAGUCAGUGUUGAAGAAGACUUUGACAUGGGAGACGAUUCUAGUGAAUCCGAGGCAGAGGAAGAAGAUGAAGUAGACGAAGAGGAAUUGUCAAGAUGGAAGAAAAGGUCGAUAUUUUUCCAACUGCCUUAUUGGGAGCGAAAUGUGGCAAAGAGCAUUGUGUCCACGUUACUGCAUUGUGGGAAUUCAAAGGAUGGUCUCAAUACUCGCAAAGAUCUGGAACACUUAGGUAUUAGGAAGGAUCUGCACCCCAAGGCGAAAGGGAAAAGGACUUACUUACCCGCAACACCUUGGUCUUUGUCCAAGUCUGAGAAGAAGGUCUUCUGUAAGCGACUUUUUGAUUUUAAAGGACCUGAUGGAUAUUGUUCAAACAUAUCAAGGGGAGUUUCAGUUGAGGAGUGUAAGGUAGCUGGUCUCAAUUCGCAUGAUUAUCAUGUCCUGAUGCAACAGAUGCUUCUGGUUGCAGUUAGGGGGUUAUUGCCUAAAGGCCCUAGACUAGCAAUACUACGCAUUUUCUUCGACAUUAUCGUUCAUUUGACGGUCCAUCUAGGAAGGGAAGCUCGGCUCUGCGGUCCAGUCCACUUUCGUUGGAUGUAUCCCUUUGAGAGGCACAUGAAGAUACUGAAAGACUUCGUUAGAAAUCAUGCAAGGCCAGAGGGUUGUAUUGCUGAGUCCUAUCUUGUAGAAGAGUGCAUGCGGUUCUGUAGUGACUUUCUUAAGAAGACAACAAGUGUGGAGGAGAAAUUAGAUAGGAAUACUGACUAUGAGAGCCAGUCGAUCUUAGAGGGACGUCCAAUUUUGGUAGCCAGAUCAAUUGAUCUGUCUGAAAUGGAGAAGAAAACGAUCCAUCUUGCUGUCAUUCAGAACACAGCUGUUGUCGAGCCUUAUAUACCUAUUGAUUCUGGAACACAUGAUGAAACUCUAAAAUGGUUGGCAUAUGGACCUCGGACUAAUGCAAGAUCGUACACAGGCUAUAUAGUUAAUGGACAGCGGUUUCACACACACUCAGUUCAUAAGCAUACCCAAAACAGCGGAGUAUUUUACGAGGCUACUGCAAUGUGUAGAGCGAGUGCGAAAGACACGUCACAAGUUGUUGAUUUGGUAUCAUACUAUGGGAGAGUUACAGAGAUUAUCUUGGUGGACGACAAUGUGUUUUAUGUCCCUCUAUUCAGGUGUCAAUGGGCAGUAAGAGGAAACGGAGUUAAGAUGGAGGAUGGGUUCACACUUGUUAACUUGAAUCAGUCUCAAGUUUUGUUUAAUAGGGAUCCCUACAUUCUAGCUUCACAGGCAAAACAAGUGUUUUACUCAAGGGAGGAUGACACCUCGAGCUGGUAUAUUAUACUAAAAGGUCCAUCAAGAAGAUACAGUGAAGCAGACGAAGAAGAAGUCAACCCAGAUAUUGGACCACUGCCAUCAUCUAUUGACAUGGAAGUUGAAAUAGAAGAAGCUCAUAAUGCCAGAGUUGAUUGUGAAGGCAUAUAUGUGUGA
Messenger RNA from Brassica napus (rape), 2679 nucleotides. RefSeq lists its product as uncharacterized. The transcript is spliced from 5 exons. Lineage: Eukaryota; Viridiplantae; Streptophyta; Magnoliopsida; Brassicales; Brassicaceae. Bases 1 to 2679 code for a protein of 892 amino acids. The record is from RefSeq and is a predicted model, not a curated record.